Drosophila ficusphila is the source of this 636-nucleotide messenger RNA. RefSeq lists its product as uncharacterized. Bases 100 to 438 code for a protein of 112 amino acids. The transcript has a single exon. Gene Ontology annotation, biological process: microtubule-based movement. The record is from RefSeq and is a predicted model, not a curated record. Gene Ontology annotation, molecular function: dynein intermediate chain binding. NCBI's taxonomy places the organism in Eukaryota, Metazoa, Arthropoda, Insecta, Diptera, Drosophilidae. Gene Ontology annotation, cellular component: cytoplasmic dynein complex; cytoplasm; centrosome.
UCCUGUACUGUUUGUUUAUAUGUCAAAAAUUCACAAAAUUCAAAGUUCAGCCCCUUUCAGUUGUCCCAAAAAGGGGUUUCACCUCUCCCCUUGGAAGCCAUGACGUCGCAAAAUGUCCAGGCCACGUUCGAUCGCCUUACGGAAUUACCAGGGGUGACUGGCGCCAUCCUGAUCGACGGCCAAGGGGUGACCGUGCGGACCAACAUCCCCACGAGCUCCGCCCAAUUGUACGCCAAUCGGAUGAGGCCGCUGGUGACGAUGGCCCGCUCCAUGGUGAGCGAUCUGGAGCCCGGCGACGAGCUGAGCUACGUGCGACUGCGCACCCGCCGCCAGGAGAUGAUGGUGGCUACCGAGAACGAGCACACCAUCAUCCUCCUUCAGGACAACAGGGCGCUGGACGAGUCGCGCAGGAACAGCGUGCGGAAUUCCAUGCGUUAAAGGAGUCGAGUGUCCUGCGUGCGGGCAGCAUAAUCCGAGUGGCACAAACAAGCUGCACCAGCGGGGUAGGUCCGUACGGGUGAAAAGUCCUUGCACGGACGAACUCACAAAUCCCAAGCACAGAACUGAAAUUGUGAGCCGAGCAUUGCUGCACUGGAAAGAGCACGCAAAAUAAAAUCUACAUCCAGGCGGGGCAAA